CGUCCCACGCAACAGCUGCAACAUCUGUUUACCAGAAUGAACAGCCAGGAGGUGGGGGAAUUACUGGAGGAGUGCCUCAUAGCAGUGGCAUCUCGACAGUCCAGCCAGCCCACUGAGGCAGAGAGGCUGAACCACUGUAGCUGCAGAGACUCGCUGUGUGCAGAACUGGCCUCCCUCCUGCAGGAGGCAAUGGAAAUGAAGUGGCCCUUUGUGCCGGAGAAGUGGCAGUACAAGCAGUCGGUCGGUGCCAAUGACAAGACCAACCUCAGUGACCUCAUCAGCAAUCACCUAACUCAGCUAUUGGCUGUUCUAAAGGCUUCCAUCGUGGCUCAGGAGGCACGCACGGCACUGGCGGUGGUCUUUUUAGUCGACCGCUUCCUCUACUGGACAGACGAGUCCAGCCGACUGCUGAAGAUCACCAAGCUGCUCCACAAACGCCACCCAGACACCUCUGUGGCCCCUCAGCUGGUCAUACGACAGGCCAGAGUCUACAUUAACUCUGGCAAACUACAGAAUGCAGAAUACAUACUGGGCAGUUUGAUUACCAAUAGAGGGGCCACAGGUUCUUGGGUGUACCACUCUGAAAGUGACAGGACUCUUGUGCAGGCAGUUAGUGUUCAAGUGCGUGGAGUGAUUUUGCAGAAGCUAGGCCUGUGGCUCGAGGCAGCAGAGCUUAUCUGGGCCUCUGUGGUUGGCUACUAUGCACUUCCUCAACCUGAUAAAAAGGGCAUUGGAUCCUCUCUGGAUAUACUGGCCAACAUAUUGGUGUCUAUGAAUGAGGAUGAUUACAAUGCUUUUAGGACUAAUCCAGAUAUUGAUUUGUCUCUACUUGGGGACUGGAGUCAUCGUCUUCUUUCAGCAGCCCAGGCAGCUAAGAUGGCGGUGAUAUACACCCAGUUCACUUCACUCUAUGUGUUGACCACUGUGGUAACUCAAGGGACCUGCUUGUUAUCGUACAGUUUCUCAGUGGAGUGCCCUGCCUCUCAAAGGCAGUCUUUCCUCCUGCAGGCUAGAGAGGCAUUUGCAAUCGGCCUGCUCACCAAAGCAGAUGGUGAGCUGGUCACCAGCAAGCAGGAGCUUCUCACCUUCCUGAAGGCUGCCUAUUCUCUCACUGUCACUCACAAAUGGCUUGGCACUCCUACGGAGGUUGUGGCGCAGGCAACUCAAGCUUGCCAAAAAGCUUUAGCAAAUUUCUAUGAUUACUGCAAUGCAGAUACCCAUGACAAAGACAGCCUCUGUGCUGAAAUCAUGCAUCUGGUCGCCCAAGUCAAGCUUCUUUUGCGAGUGGAACCUUUCCAUAAUUCAGACAAGGGGUCUUUUAUUCCCGACAGCUACAGAAACAUCAGAGACACAUUGGUCAAUUUCACUCUGGAAGGUUUCGCCAAGGUGAUGCAGAGAUUCCAAAAGUAUCAUGCAUUACUGUGCGAAACGACCAACACAAACUGUAAGGGGACCAAAGAUGGGGGGAGGUCAUGUAUAACUGCAGUUGGGACAGCCAUCGGUACACUCGGCACAGAAUGUAACACUGAGGCCUGCAAAGUGUCACCCAAAGGAGAGGAGCCACAACAGAGAGGUUCAAAUUCAUCUGCUGUGCACCCACCUCGGAAGUCGGACCUGUGUACCACUCAGGGAAGCACAGAUGAUGGCUCUUCAUGGCAGAACUUCUCCUUGAGUAGUUCAGGGUUUCCUAGGCCCAGCAGCAGCAGCGGCUUCACAGGAAGUAAGGCAGUCGAACGUGAAUCAAAUGCACACAAUCAGAGCUGUCUGACCACUGAGGUUAAUGACGAUAGGUCAGACAGCAUGCUACGAUCCGCUGAUGAAAACAAAAAGCGAGACUUUCAGGGUUGCACCUCUGAUGUCAGUUCUCAAACGGUUCCGAAAGCCGCAAUAGUCGCCACUUCCUCCUCCAAUGCGAGUGGUGAUUCAGAGAAGUUUGAAGUGAUACAAGCUGGAAUAAAGACACAGAGCACUGAGGAUUGGAUGACUGACGAUGGUGUGGCGCUGAAACCGUCAGUAGCUGAAGGAGCAGCACAAUCCUUAUCCAAGCUUGCUCUCAGAACAACCUCCAGCUCGCUUAGUGACAGUUUCAGUUCCAAGUCGUCAUGGGAGAAAAUUUCAGCUGACCUGAACUCCCCCACAAACGGAAAACCUCAGCCAAGCUGUCUUUCAAAAUCAGGAACCGGCCAAAGCAGAUGGUCACCAGGGUCUGAUGGGAGUUUCUUGCUCUUCGAAACUCUUGAUUCUAAAAGCAAUGAUUCAGCACAUGAUCCCACACACAAAAAACAAACAUCGGGAUGGAAAUUCAGACCUCUGGAGAGCCUUAAUGUUGACCCAAAAAUUGUGUGUGCGUCCACUGAAAUCUCCCCAGAGAGCUCAUUUGAGAUGCUGGAGGAUCAUCAAAGUGGACACCAACGCAGUGAAGUUCUUCCUUCAGAAAACAUGACUGUACCUCAGAUGACGAACCCCUUGUGCUACAGCUGCCUUCAGCACAGCACCGCAGCUGGUGUCGUCCCUGAGAGUCAGUAUUUGUUGUCGCAGCAGGAUUACCAAGCCCUACUGGCUGGAGUAUGCAAUGAAUGUCUGCUUAAGAGACUUCACAGUGACAAGACACAAUUCAAACCCAAGACACAGAGAACUGCCCACAGUGCUCUUCAUUUAAAGUUCUCCAAAGCCACAGGGCUGUGGACAGCCAGGGAGACGUGCGUUUACAUCGGGGAGCCGAUGGGGAUGAAAGGCACGCAGAGAACGACGAUAUGGGUGCAGUUUUUACACCAGGAGGAAAAGCUAAGCAGUUAUGUGGGCAAAGAUUACUUGAAGCCAAAGGAGAUCCAGUUUCACCUGAAAGAUGUGGAGCGACAGAUGACGGCCCAGUACUAUGUGACUGAAUUCAACAAGAGUCUUUACGACAAGGAAGUCAUGGCUCAGAUCUUCUUCAUUCCCUCGGAAGCGCUACUGAUCCUGAAUGGAAAUGAGAUUGUGGGCUGUCUAACAGUGGAGCCCUACAUGCUUGGAGACUUUGUCAAACUGACCAACAACACUGGAAUUAAGGAUAAGAGUUUCCAGGCUACAGAAUACGGCCUCGCCUUUGGACAUUUUACCUACCUGCUCUCUGGCUGCCAGGAAGUUGUUGUAGACCUGCAAGGGUGGGUGACAGCCAAUGGCAAAGGGCUGACCUACCUCACUGACCCCCAGAUUCACUCCACCAAGAUCCCCAAAGGCCCCUCCAAUUUUGCUGCCAGAGGCCUCAGGUACUUCCUGGAAGAGCAACAUGGACUGGAGUGUAAUGGCAUUUGCCAGCUGCUCAAACUACCUCCAGUUGUCAGACAGCCACAUGCUUUGCCUCAGACACUUUGAGGAGUUGCCCCGAUGUGGAGUUUCUGUGUAUGAGUGUGUGUGUAUUCCCAAUUAGGGGAAAUUGUAUAUAUAUAUAUAUAUAUAUAUAUAUCUUUUUUAUCUUAUAAAACAUGAGUAACAUGCCAUGGAUGCAAGUUUCUGAAACUUACAGGUUUACAUAAUUUAGCCAAAUUGACCCCAGUUUCAAUUAUUACAACUGAUAUCAAUGAUGUAUUUUUAGCUACGUGGUUCUGAUAACCUUAGACACACUACAUCAGGGGGUUAAACACAGCGUUGCCAGAUGUACGAUAAUUAUUGUAUUUGUUCCAUCAUUUUGCCCUCAAAAUGCGAUCAAUAAAAAGUUCCAUAAUGUAAGUACACAUUUAAAUUAUGAACAUAUCUGGUGAUUAUUUCUCCACAGGGUUAAAACUUGGACUCACUUUUCGGAUUGGUCAAGUGCCUGCAAAAGCUGAAUCAUAAGCCAAAACAAAAUCGUACAUUUUGUUCACAAAAACUUCCAAAAAUAACAUAUGAUUUACUGCCACAGCUAAAUUGUACUUCAGUGUGGUUUCAAUUGUAAUGAAUAAUAAAAAAAAAGAAUACAAUGUU
Messenger RNA from Cottoperca gobio, 3942 nucleotides. It is a transcript of the gene alpk1, whose product is annotated as alpha-kinase 1. Gene Ontology annotation, cellular component: cilium. NCBI's taxonomy places the organism in Eukaryota, Metazoa, Chordata, Actinopteri, Perciformes, Bovichtidae. Gene Ontology annotation, biological process: innate immune response; cytoplasmic pattern recognition receptor signaling pathway; protein phosphorylation. Gene Ontology annotation, molecular function: ATP binding; protein serine/threonine kinase activity; monosaccharide binding. The record is from RefSeq and is a predicted model, not a curated record.